AUGACUGCGAUCCAGGCUGCCGGUGACAUACUUGCGAGCUGUCUGCUCACUCUGCAAUACUGCCUUACCGGUCUUUUCGCUCUGCUGAUCAGCAAGCCGACCGAAGUCCGCUCCAAUCCAGGAAUAGGCCAAGCACAAGCUUCAAGCCGACAGCAGCAAGCAUUCUUGUCUGAACUCAAACGAGCCUAUCCGCCAGACAUCUUCCCAGGCGGACGCUAUGUCAGGCUGCCAGCCGGUCAGAUCAGGUUAUGGGAAUUCGGCCAACAAGAGGCUACAAAGCGAAUCGUCUUUGUGCACGGGCUGAGCAUUCCCAGCAUCAUCUUUGAGAGCGUAGCCAAAGCGCUCUGCAAGCAAGGCUAUCGGGUUGCCCUGUACGAUCAGUACGGCAGAGGCUACUCGUCUGCACCUCAGAAUGUGGCGUACGAUUCUGUACUUUACGUCAAUCAGCUGCUUGGCGUCCUUGAUGCGCUAGGCUGGUCGAGCGCACAUCUUGUCGGGCUGAGUAUGGGCGGGCCCAUCUCGGCUCGGUUCGCCAGCCUGUUUCCUCACCGAGUGGAGUCGGUCACGCUCCUUGCACCCGCAGGCAUGCAAGACCGCAAGCCGUCGAGAGCGAUAGGCAUCAAGCUUGUGCCUUACAUCGAGAAAUCUGUCACGACACCGAUAGCAAGAGCAUUGUUUCGGUCCAUGAUACCUGUGCGAGCUCCGAGCAAGACGAAGCUCGAUCGUUUGCUUCACGUGGCCCGUCUCCAAGCUGCUGUCCUGCCCGGCUUUCAGCUGGCCAUUCUACGAACGCUUCACCAAGGUCCGCUCUUUGGCUUCGAGAGUGCAUAUUACGACCUUGGUAAAGUUGGCAUGCCCGUCCUUGUUAUAUGGGGCACGGCAGACAGUAUCGUACCUUAUGCAGCCUCAAGCAGUGUCAUGCGUGCAUUGGGCCCCAAGGCCACUCUGCUCACCUUGGACGGCGCGGGUCACGAUCUGCCUCACACGACGGACGAAGAAGUCACAAAAGCAUUGCUGGCAUUCAUAAGCUGA
Molecule: messenger RNA, 1032 nt
Organism: Mixia osmundae IAM 14324
Lineage: Eukaryota; Fungi; Basidiomycota; Mixiomycetes; Mixiales; Mixiaceae
Exons: 3
Coding region: 1-1032 (343 amino acids)
Source: RefSeq, a predicted model, not a curated record